Molecule: messenger RNA, 1558 nt
Organism: Arabidopsis lyrata subsp. lyrata
Lineage: Eukaryota; Viridiplantae; Streptophyta; Magnoliopsida; Brassicales; Brassicaceae
Product: putative cyclin-A3-1
Exons: 7
Coding region: 287-1366 (359 amino acids)
Biological process (GO): mitotic cell cycle phase transition; regulation of cyclin-dependent protein serine/threonine kinase activity
Cellular component (GO): nucleus; cytoplasm; cyclin-dependent protein kinase holoenzyme complex
Molecular function (GO): cyclin-dependent protein serine/threonine kinase regulator activity
Source: RefSeq, a predicted model, not a curated record
AUCUUCCUCGUUAACGAUUUAGGUCUUCGUGUGACGACCAAAUUAAACAUUUCCCGGUGAAAAUUUCGAAGCUCAAAUAUACAAACAAAAACAUCGCGCCAACACAAUUCAUCUGAUUUUUCCAAAAAUCAAAACCUGAAAAAUUCGAAAACCCGCCAAAAUCCAAUCUUUAUUCCAAAAACCUCAAAAAUGCCUCUUCGCAUCUUCACCUUUUCUCUCCCCCUUCUCUCCUCCAUCCUCAUCCACCAAAUCUCGAUCUCAAUCUCUCUCUUGAAUCAAACCAAUCAUGGCCGACGAAAAGGAGAAUUGCGUUAGAAUGACAAGAGCAGCGACUAAAAGAAAAGCUUCAAUGGAAGCGACAAUAGACGAAGAACGAAUCAACAAAAAGAGAGUCGUUCUCGGAGAUCUUCCAAACUUGUCCAACAUCAAAAAGCCUCGAAAAGCUACAAAGAUUCUGACAAAACAGAAGAAAACAGUUUCGAUUCCGACACUCGUAACCUUAAACUCAGACAUUGAUACAAGAUCUGAUGAUCCUCAGAUGUGUGGUCCUUAUGUUACUUCAAUCUUUGAGUAUCUUCGUCAAUUAGAGGUGGAAGCAAAAUCAAGGCCUUUGGUUGAUUAUAUUGAGAAGAUUCAGAAAGAUAUAACUUCGAAUAUGAGAGGAGUUUUGGUUGAUUGGUUAGUAGAAGUUGCUGAAGAAUACAAACUUCUCUCAGACACUCUUUAUCUUGCUGUUUCUUACAUUGAUAGAUUCUUGUCUCUCAAGACUGUUAAUAAACAAAAGCUUCAGCUUUUGGGAGUUACUUCAAUGCUUAUUGCUUCAAAGUAUGAAGAGAUUACUCCUCCAAAUGUGGAAGACUUUUGUUAUAUUACAGAUAAUACUUACACGAAACAUGAGAUUGUUAAGAUGGAAGCUGAUAUACUUCUUGCGUUGCGAUUUGAAUUAGGAAACCCGACAAGCAACACGUUUCUAAGACGGUUCACAAGGGUUGCACAAGAAGAUUUCGAAAUGUCACAUUUACAGAUGGAGUUUCUUUGUAGCUAUCUUUCGGAGUUAAGCAUGUUAGACUAUCAAUCUGUGAAGUUUCUUCCGUCUAUUGUGGCUGCUUCAGCGGUGUUUCUCGCUAGGUUUAUCAUCCGUCCAAAACAACAUCCCUGGAAUGUAAUGUUAGAAGAAUACACAAAAUACAAAGCGGGUGAUUUGAAAGAAUGUGUGGGUAUGAUACAUGACUUGUAUCUGAGCAGAAAAGGAGGAGCAUUACAAGCUAUAAGAGAUAAAUACAAGCAGCAUAAGUUCAAGUGUGUGGCCACAAUGCCUGUAUCGCCAGAGCUGCCUCUUACGCUUUUUGAAGAUGUCAACAUUUAGAGACAACUUUUGGUCAUCAGCAAAGAUUGUAUAAAACCAGGAAGCGGUUUUGUUGGUUUCUUUCCUUGGUGUUUUGGGUUGUACAUGUCUUAGGACUACUUCUAGUUGUGAUUAAGGAUCUUAACUUAUGUUUAAAGAUUUUGGCUACAUUGUAGUUAAUGAAUUUUUUGUUUAAGCGUAUACUCUUUGUUA